AAGAGUGUCAGUUCUGCGAAUUUGGAAUCUCGAAGAACAGAUUGAAUCCAUUGAAACCCAUCGAUUUCAAUCGAGAAAUGAUGCAUUCCGAAGCAGAAUCAGAAAAAUGUAAAAUUCGUUGCAAAUAAGUUUUUCUGUUUAUCUUUGGACUUGAAUUCCUCUGCGGAAGGGCUUCUCGAUUUGUAAUUUAGAAGAUCGAGAUUUCAAUUCCAUUGUUUGGUGGUGAGGAGGGUUUUUCAGUGAUUAUAUACACGCAGAGAGAAAGAGGGAGAUUGCGAUAUAAAGAGAUGGGAGAUAAUUCAGGUUACAAGCAUUAUAUAGCGGGACUGGUCUCAGGUGUUUCAAUGGUGAUCGUUGGUCAUCCUUUCGACACUGUGAAGGUCAAGCUUCAAAAGCACAAUACUGAAGCUAAUGGAUUCAAGUACAAAAGUGGAUUGCAUUGUACAACUAGGAUAUUGAAGACUGAAGGAGUAAGAGGACUUUACCGAGGUGCAACACCAUCUUUUUUGGGAAUGGCCUUUGAAAGUUCAAUUCUUUUUGGUAUUUAUUCCCAAACAAAGCAAGCACUGCAGGGAGGAGAUUGUAAUGGGAAGCCUGAGCCCCAUAUAAUAAUUCCUUCAGCAGCUUUCGCUGGAUCAAUUAUCAGCUUUAUUUUGUGUCCAUCUGAGCUGGUGAAGUGUAGGAUGCAAAUUCAAGGUACUGACUCCGUGGUUCCAAGCUCUCGUAAAUACAGUGGUCCUCUUAACUGCGCGAUUGAAACCAUAAAAACUGAAGGGGUUACUGGUCUCUUUAGAGGAGGUGGGACGACUCUAUUACGAGAAUCUAUUGGAAAUGCUGUCUUCUUUAGCACUUAUGAAUAUUUGCGGCAUUCCAUGCAUUUACAACUCAAAGGUUCUUCAUUUGAUCACACAAUGAUUGACGUCGGAGUUGGAAUUGUGAGUGGUGGUCUCAGUGGUAUAGCGUUCUGGUCUGCUGUUCUUCCCCUGGAUGUUGCGAAAACUAUAAUUCAAACUACACCAGACAAUAACUUAACUAAAAAUCCUUUCAAGAUGCUGAAAUCGAUUUACAGGAGGUCUGGGCUUAGAGGAUGCUACACUGGUUUAGGUCCUACAGCUUCACGAGCAUUUCCUGCUAAUGCUGCUGCAAUAGUUACAUUUGAAGCAGCUGCGAAAGUUUUGGGGAUCAUACGUGACUGAAACUGGUGCGUCGUUUCUCAACGUUGCUGUUUCCAACAUGCUUUGAUGGUUUUAAUCAAGAUUAUCCUAAUAUUCAUUUGUAAUGAGCUGAAACUGGCGUACUUAUCUGAGGGAGAGUGCUUCACAUGAUUCUUGCAAUAUAAAUGGUUCUUGAGGCCCCACCAAUAAUGCUGUGGAUGAUGUAUCGAAUAUUUUUACCCUAGGUUUUUGACAUGUCUACCCCGGAGUCCUAUUUUCCAUUUAUUUUAUUUGUUUUGGAUUUGUAAGGAAGGAUUCUGGAUGUAGAAGGUCAGCUUUAUGUCUUUGCAGAUUCGUGAUUUAAAAGACCUCAAUGACUGAUAGGCCUAAAUGAAUUUUUUUCUCA
Molecule: messenger RNA, 1560 nt
Organism: Cynara cardunculus var. scolymus (artichoke)
Lineage: Eukaryota; Viridiplantae; Streptophyta; Magnoliopsida; Asterales; Asteraceae
Product: mitochondrial arginine transporter BAC1
Exons: 8
Coding region: 288-1196 (302 amino acids)
Biological process (GO): mitochondrial L-ornithine transmembrane transport
Molecular function (GO): L-ornithine transmembrane transporter activity
Source: RefSeq, a predicted model, not a curated record